Dioscorea cayenensis subsp. rotundata (Guinea yam) is the source of this 1071-nucleotide messenger RNA. Its product is annotated as reticulon-like protein B3. The transcript is spliced from 5 exons. The record is from RefSeq and is a predicted model, not a curated record. NCBI's taxonomy places the organism in Eukaryota, Viridiplantae, Streptophyta, Magnoliopsida, Dioscoreales, Dioscoreaceae. The coding region runs from base 82 to 810 and encodes 242 amino acids.
GUAGUGUUCAUAACUUAUUUUCAUUCUCUCAUCCCUCUCGUUCGUUCCGGUGUUUGUUCGCGCGGAGAAGAGUAAGCUGCGAUGGCGGAGCACAAGGAGGAGUCACUCAUGGAGAAGAUCAAGGAGAAGCUCCACGACUCCUCUUCCGAUUCGGACAACGAGUCCACCGCCGCUGCCAUCAAGGCCAAGAUCUUUCGCCUCUUCGGCCGUGAGCAACCCGUCCAUAAAGUCUUCGGCGGCGGCAAACCUGCUGAUAUCCUUUUAUGGAGGAACAAGAAGGUCUCCGGCGGCGUGCUUGCCGGAGCCACUGCCAUCUGGGUCUUGUUUGACCUUAUGGAGUACCAUUUUCUCACUCUGAUAGGACACUGCUUCAUUCUUUCUCUUGCCGUCUUGUUUCUCUGGUCUAAUGCUAGCACCUUCAUUAACAAGUCUCCACCACACAUCCCUGUAGUGGAAGUUUCUGAAGAUCUGUUUGUCAGCAUUGCACUUUCAUUGAGGCAUGAGAUCAACAGGGGAUUUGCUGUUCUUAGGGAGAUUGCUGCUGGACGAGAUCUAAAGAAAUUUCUUGCUGUGGCUGCUGGCUUAUGGGUUCUCUCAAUCCUUGGAAGCUGUUGCAGUUUCAUAACCUUGUUUUACAUUCUGGUUGUUGUGUUGUUCACUGUGCCUUUUCUCUAUGAGAAGUAUGAGGAUAAAGUGGACUCAUUUGCAGAAAAGGCAACUGCAGAAUUCAAGAAGCAUUAUGCUGUCUUCCAUGCCAAGGUGAUAACCAAGAUUCCAGUAGCCCAAUUGAAGGCUAAGAAGCUGCAUUAAAGUGGGAAGGUAGGAUUGGUGCCAUUGUGUAUUUGGCUUCAAAGUAUUUUGUCAAGUAAUGCUGUACCCAUUGUUGUUCUGAGUAUUAUUCGAGCUCCGCAUAAGGUGUUUGGUCUGAGUACAGAUAACUUCACUAUGUUUCAUAGAAGCGAUUCUGAAUUUUAUGAUCUGAAUCAGCUUUCUAUUUGAACAACUGAUAUUUCAAGUGAUUGGUGUGUGUUUUCUCCCAUUUGUAUUUGGUAUGUCAUACUUGCUUUCAUA